Molecule: messenger RNA, 4035 nt
Organism: Cavia porcellus (domestic guinea pig)
Lineage: Eukaryota; Metazoa; Chordata; Mammalia; Rodentia; Caviidae
Gene: Spata18
Product: spermatogenesis associated 18
Exons: 19
Coding region: 520-2097 (525 amino acids)
Biological process (GO): mitochondrial protein catabolic process; mitophagy by internal vacuole formation
Cellular component (GO): mitochondrial outer membrane
Source: RefSeq, a predicted model, not a curated record
GCAGGGUAUUUAUGGCCGGGGCCCGGCGCCGCGGCCGGGAGCCGAGACAGCAAGCCGGGCGGCGCACGCGGCGCUGCCCUGGGCCCAGGGUGCCUCCCCCUCGGCUUGGAGAACGCUGCCCGGCCCGCCGCGAGGGGGAGGAUGGAGGCAGCCGCCUGGCUCUGAGCCCCGAGGCGCCCGCUUUCCCGCCGCACCACCAGGGCUCCGUCUCCCCAAGCGGGGAGCGCGGAGAACCCCGCUAUGGCGGACAUCCUGAGGAGGCUGACCGCGAACGAACCUUUACGACGGUUGCAGGAACAGCUGGAGUGCUGGGCGAAGAACUACAACAUAAGUGGACCGACAGGUGAAAGAAGCAUAUGAAAUAUCAGCACAGAUACCAAAGGAGAUCUUACUGAGACAAACUCGUGUGAUCAAAAUAUAAAUAACUGCCUUGAAUUCAUCGAGCAAAUUGCCAAAGUGCAGGGACAACUCUUUGGAAUCCUCAAUGCAACAGCUCAAGAAGGAGGAUGCGAGGAAGGUAUGGAAACGAUCAAGUCACGCCUUCUGCCGUGGUUGGAAUCUUCUACAGCUGCUUUCUUGGGAAGACCUCCUGAUAACAAGCCUCCCUGUCUACAGGACACAUACGAUAGAGACAAACAGAAAGAACCCUGCUUUCGGGAUCCAGACGCCCAACAAUUAAACUUCAAGUUGAGCUCAACCCGUAGUCAAAUCAACCAGCUCCAAGACAAGCCCAGUACUGCCUGCACAGCAAUGAGCGGCCAGCCUGGGCCCAGUAAUACCUGCACUGCAAUCAGCAACCCACGCGGGCCCAGUACUACCUGCACUGCAGUGAACAACCCGCCCGGGCCCAGUACUACCUGCGCUGCAAUGAGCAACCCGCCCGGGCCCAGUACUACCUGUACAGCAAUGAGCAACCCGCCCUGUGUGGCUGAAACUGGAAAAACUUGUGAACAAGCCAGGACAAGGUCGACCGUAUGCCUUUUGGCUGCAGAGGAGGAAAUAAAUCAACUAAAAAAGCAGCUUAAAUCCCUUCAAGCCCAGGAGGCUGCCCGCCAAAAGGGCUGUGCACCGAGGCGCCAGGAGCUGCUAAGAGCUGAGCCGAAAGGUUCGAUUAAGCAGAGCGCAGACCAGCAGGACCCAGAGGUGUGCGAGAUGUUUCAAAAGCAGAUCCGAGAACUGAAAGAUGAGAUAGCUGUCCUGUCUGCAGAGAAAUCUAACCACCAAGGAAGGUGUACCAGGAGCCAGUCUCCUAACCCUGAGUAUCAGUGCCAGAGUGACAACUACUGCAGCAGCAGGUCUACCAGCCCCUGCACAACUGUCGCCAAGCCUAGAAGCCCAUCACCAAAUCAGUCCAAAAUGUGCAGUAUGGCUCGCAAGGCUGCCCUCCUGUCCAGGUUCAGCGAUGCUUAUUCACAAGCCCGCUUGGAUGCCCAGUGCCUGCUGCGGCGCUGCAUUGACAACGCUGAGACCGUGCAGCGGAUCAUCUACAUCGCCAUUGUGGAGGCAUUCCAUGUGGCUAAAAUGGCAUUCAGACACUUCAAGAUCCGGGUGAGGAAGUCGAUGACACCAUCCUAUGCGUGCUCAAAUGACUUUGAGAAUGCUGUCAUGGAAUAUAUCGUUUGCCAUCUUGAUCUAUAUGAUUCCCAAAGUAGUGUUAAUGAUGUAAUCUGUGCCAUGAAUAUCAACCCUAAGAUCUCCUUCCCUCCUGAAGUCGACUUUUGCCUCCUCAGUGACUUCAUCCAGGAGAUAUGUUGUAUUGCCUUUGCAAUGCAGUCAUUGGACCCUCCCCUUGAUAUCGCCUUUGGGGCCGACGGAGAAAUUUUCAAUGAUUGCAAGUACCGCCGCAGCUACGACUCGGAUUUCACUGCUCCCUUGGUCUUUUACCAUGUGUGGCCUGCUCUCAUGGAGAUUGACAAUGUCAUUAUGAAGGGAGAAGCUGUCACCAAGAGAGGGGCUUUUUGGAAUUCUGUGCGGUCUGUAAGUCGAUGCCGAAGCAGGAGCUUAAGUCCCAUUUACCCACGUAGCCGCAUUGGUUUAAACACGGUAUCUCGAAGUCGAAGUCCAUCUCCAAUAAGAUGUCCAUUGUCAAGGUUUUAAAGCCACCAGAUACGUUCCUCUGCCACAGUUCAUUGUAACAGCCAGCUUCCUCUGUGCCUCCAUCCACCUGCCUCAUCUGUCUCCGGCCUCACUUAACAUGAUAUGAAAAGAGUUAAAUGUUUUGGCUUAGCACAUUUGUAACUUCAGAUAUAUUUCAUUUUAUUUUACUUUAUUUUAUUUUAUAGAUACAGAUUCCAUUAACUUCAUAAAAAUGAUUGUAUAGGCGUUUAGGAUCAUAUUCAUUUGAAGCAAAGUCCAUCAUGGAGGUCCAGGAUUUCCAUCCUGAAAUGUGAGAAACUAUAGUAGUUCCUGGAACAAAAGUAGACAAUCUUUAUUUACUGUGUUGUGUUCAAAAGUAAAGAAUCAUUUCACUUACAGGUUGAGCAUAAAUGUUACAAUUGUUGGUAUCAGCUUUUAAUCUGACACUGAAAUUGGGUGCUUUAAUAGCCUUUUAAGAUUUGGAAAGCAACCUCAAUCUCAGUUUGGGAUAGCGAUAGGUCAGUAUCAGUGACUCUAGGCUCAAAGCAAAAGAUGAUAAGGAAUAUAGUUAAUUGACUUGCCUCUCUGUCCUUACUUUGAGAGUGCCUGGCUUGAGUUUGUGAAGUACUGAACAUUGAAGCUACUUAGUUGAGGGAACUUUCUUGCUUCAUAAAUAUAAAACAGUGGUUUGAUUAGAAGUCAAUUUUGAAAUAAGUGUUAACCACUUUGUGUUUAUUGUUUAGGAAUGUUUCACUGUCUAAUGUACAUUACCUGAGAUAUACCAUUUACCUAUCUUACCCAUUUGUGUUGCAAAUCAGACCUCCUAUGAACUCAUUUGACUAAAAGUAUCUGAACUCAAGUCCUAAAACUGGGAACAUCACUUACUGAUUAUAAAUUGAGCUUAUCUCCCUUAACUUCUUCCUUGUGAAGUACUCUUAAAAACUCACAUUCAAGAUAAAAAUGACUUAUUUUCUUAAAAGUUUUUUUUCUGUUUUUCCCUACUUUCAAGCUAGCCUUACAAGUUUCAACCUUUCAAAGACAAACUUUGAAUUGGCCAGAAUUCAAUUUGCAUAAGCUCAGUGCCAAAUCCAGCAUCAAAAACAUCCAGACAUGACUUUUCCAGAGUAUCUUGCCUCUGUGCUGGGUGUUGGUAGUGGUUAGACGGACUCCUUCAGCCUUGCACCAUCGGGCCCAAUGGUCACCAGCUCAAUCUGAGUGUGAUUUUAAUUUUUCUCCCUCUUGGUACAUUUAUGCCAUCAUCUGUGUGAGGCCAGGUGCUGUGCCAGAAGGAGCAGUAAAUGUCUAUAGCUCCGGACCCUCCUCCAUCAUUUACUUGCUUUGUAGCCUUGAGCCAGUUCCUUUAUCUCUCAGAUUCAUUGUAGAGUGAGAAGGUUGGAUGAAAUUAAUCAUUCUCAUAACCCUAGCGAGCCCAGUGUCUCUUUUAUAGCAAACAUUUAUUCUGGAUAUCUUGGAAUGAAAGCCCAAGUUAAUAAUCUAUACACACAUUUAAUUUACACAGUGAAUAUAAUACUGCAAUUGUAACAUAAAGCAGAAAAAAAAGCUAUUUUUAAUAAAAAUGUAUUUCAAUAAAAAGCAUGGGAGGUAGUAAGUUAGAAACAAGGGAGCUGAAUCACUCCCUUCCUUAAAUUCAACUAUAAACAUUACACCAAUCCUAACAGUUACGGAAGUGUGCUUCCAUAAUCCUAAGACUGGGAAGCCACCUCCCUUCUCUCCAACCACAAAUACAAGACUGCCCUGAUGAUUAUUCAGGUGUAAUAUUAGAGGUUACCCAGAUUGCUGACAUCAACAAAGAAAAAUAGUGGGAGGUACCUAAGACCAGUGGGUGUCUGAUCCUAUAAAUACUAGAAGCCUAAGUUACAAAGCCUCUUUUGGUCUACUUGACCCUUCUGUCCAGUCUUGCUGCUGCCCCAUGGUCUUUAAUAAACUUACUACACACUA